UCUGUAGCAGAGGAGCGAGCAGCACGAUGAGACGCCGGUAGCCGCCCGCCUUGGCAUGGCCGCGUCACGUUCCUCGCGCGUCACAAGGUCAUCGGUCGGGCUCAAUGGAUUGGACGAGAACUUCUGUGGCCGAACCCUCAGGAAUCGCAGUAUCGCCCAGCCGGAUGAGGGUCAGGGUUCACCCCUCCCCGGCAGCAAGGCCCCACGCUCUCCCAAGAAGAGACAGGACGACCAGGCCGGUGCCUCAGAGAAGCCUGGGGGUCACCGGGGAAAGGUAGCCCACCACAAGGCCGCCUCGGUGGACGGGGAGACAUGGUCAAGCCCCAGGAAGAGGGUCCUGUCCUGCUCAGAGAGAGAGGGUGUUGGUGGUUCGGAGAAGGUUGAGAACUGUGAAGGGAGGCGCAAGGAGACGUCGGGUGCUGUGGGGAGGGAUGCCUCGCCGCUCCACAAAAGGGCCAAACGGUGCCUCCGCUCUGGGGAGUCGCAUGGAUCCAAGGAUGACCUCCCGUCUGCGCCCCCUGUGCCCGUCAUCGCCGCCUCCCACUGUGCCCCCUUAACGACUGUGAAGGAGAACAGUGAAGGGGGCGACCUGCUCAGACAAAACUCCACCGCAGCUUCCCCUUCCUCUUCUUCACCUGACCUCAACAAGGAGGAAGGAGAGGAGGAGGAUGACGUCGGCGGCCAUAUUGAGAGCGACGGCCAUGCUCAGCAGCCCCUGAACUCCAACUCCCAUAAGUCCAGUAGCAGGCUUGGGCAGACCAGCAGUAGCCCUGAUGCUCAGACAAACUCCCUGUGUCUCAGCGCUGCCUCCAACACCACCUGUCCAGGUCCCGGUCCAGCACUGCUGAACGGCAGCCAGAGGGGGGCGCCCUGCCCCUCGCCCCCAGACCCCAUAGUGCCUUGUAGAAACUCUGAUCCUGGGCAGGAGGAAGAGUGUAAAGACUCUGAUCCUGGGCAGGAGGAAGAGUGUAAAGACUCUGAUCCUGGGCAGGAGGAAGGGUGUAAAGACUCUGAUCCUGGGCAGGAGGAAGAGUGUAAAGACUCUGAUCCUGGGCAGGAGGAGGAAGAGUGUAAAGACUCUGAUCCUGGGCAGGAGGAAGAGUGUAAAGACUCUGAUCCUGGGCAGGAGGAGGAAGGUAAAGACUCUGAUCCUGGGCAGGAGGUGGAAGAGUGUAAAGACUCUGAUCCUGGGCAGGAGGAGAUGUGUAAAGACUCUGAUCCUGGGCAGGAGGAAGAGUGUAAAGACUCUGAUCCUGGGCAGGAGGAAGAGUGUAAAGACUCUGAUCCUGGGCAGGAGGAAGAGUGUAAAGACUCUGAUCCUGGGCAGGAGGAGAUGUGUAAAGACUCUGAUCCUGGGCUGGAGGAAGAGUGUAAAGACUCUGAUCCUGGGCUGGAGGAGGAAGAGUUUAAAGACUCUGAUCCUGGGCUGGAGGAGGAAGAGUUUAAAGACUCUGAUCCUGGGCUGGAGGAGGAAGAGUGUAAAGACUCUGAUCCUGGGCAGGAGGAAGAGUGUAAAGACUCUGAUCCUGGGCAGAAGGAGAUGUGUAAAGACUCUGAUCCUGGGCUGGAGGAAGAGUGUAAAGACUCUGAUCCUGGGCUGGAGGAAGAGUUUAAAGACUCUGAUCCUGGGCAGGAGGAAGAGUGUAAAGACUCUGAUCCUGGGCAGGAGGAAGAGUGUAAAGACUCUGAUCCUGGGUUGGAGGAGGAAGAGUGUAAAGACUCUGAUCCUGGGCAGGAGGAAGAGUGUAAAGACUCUGAUCCUGGGCAGGAGGAAGAGUGUAAAGACACUGAUCCUGGGCAGGAGGAGGAAGGUAAAGACUCUGAUCCUGGGCAGGAGGAAGAGUGUAAAGACUCUGAUCCUGGGCAGGAGGAAGAGUGUAAAGACUCUGAUCCUGGGCAGGAGGAAGAGUGUAAAGACACUGAUCCUGGGCAGGAGGAAGAGUGUAAAGACACUGAUCCUGGGCAGGAGGAAGAGUGUAAAGACUCUGAUCCUGGGCAGGAGGAAGAGUGUAAAGACUCUGAUCAUGGGCAGGAGGAAGAGUGUAAAGACUCUGAUCCUGGGCAGGAGGAAGAGUGUAAAGACUCGGGGGAGUGUCCUGCUCCUAUUUUGGUCUCAUUUGAGGAGGACUCCUCUACUCCCCACCUGUCUGUCAGAGAGGAGGAGGUGGAUGUAGUGGGGGACUCAGUGUGUCGGGAGGAAGUGGUGACAGCGACCGAGGAGGAAGUGGAAGUGACACCGACCGAGGAGGAGGUGGAAGUGACACCGACCGAGGAGGAGGAGAGUUGCGGCGGGGGAAUUAACGGAUGGUCGUUCACCAGCAUCAUCAUCAUCAACAACAACAUCAGAAACGUAAACAACAUCAACAAUAACUCAGGAGAAUCCACCAUGCCACUGCUAGCCCCCCCAACACCCUCAGACCCACCUUGCACCCCCUCUAUCUCCGGCACAUCGCCCCCCUCCUUCACAGAGCCCCACGAACACAGGUACACCCUGAGGACUUCGCCCCGUAGGGCCGCCUGCGGCGGGGGCAAGGCCGUGGGCCCUUGUUCUCCUCCCAGGGACCCUCUGAGGGAGGUGGUGGAGGCGGGGAGAGAGCUGGUCGCUACUCCUACCCUCUCCUCAUUCUCCAGUAUCCAGGCCAGGGAGGGGUCUCCCCCGUCCAUCCCCAUGGAGCAGGGGAACGGUGGGGCUAGAAGGGACAGGGUAAGGUGGGACAGUACGGGCCGUGGGGAGCUCUGUGAGACCAGGGGAGGUCUAGACAGGAAGGAGGUGCCAAGAGGAGGAAGUCAACAGGAGGACGAGGAUCCAGACGUGUAUUACUUUGAGUCAGACCACCUGACCCUCAAGCAUAACAAAGAUUACCAGAGGUUACUCCAGACUGUAGGUGUGUUGGAGGCCCAGAGAACUCAGAGUAUACUGGACUUGGAGCGUCUGGCCGGACAGCAGAGAGAAGCUCUCCGAGACCCCGUCAGCUUUGUGGAGCAGCUGCAGAAACAGGUGGAGUUGGACCUGCCGCGGCCCCAGAGAGUGGUUCAGCUGCCAGACAUCUCAUGGGACCAGUACACCUCAGGACUGGGAGACUUCGAGAGGGAGUUUUGUGACAACAAACGCAAAACCAGGAGACUCAAACUCAUAUUCGAUGAGGUUAGGUUACCAGUCGGACCAAAAAGCCCUCUGGAUCCCAAGGAGGAGGGUGAACCGUCAACCCUGUACUCUGCUCUGCCCUCUAGUGACGCUCUUGAGAACUACAACAACUCACAGGUACAUCCCACUGUGAACCCACAGGCUGUACCCAAAGCCAUGUAUUCAGGGCAUGACUGCAGCUUGAUAACAACAUGUGUUAUGUAGCUAGCUAGGGCAUAACUGCCUCCGUUUCUCUACUAAUUGCUUUCAAAGAUCUCACAAAUGACCAUGUUAUUGCCAUUUUACAGCCCCUCGUCUCUGAUCACACCAUCCCAUUCCUCUACCCAUACUAGAGGACAAGAGAUGGUAUCUAUGGAAACAAACCACCUCUCUUCUUCUGGUGCUCUACUGCUGUGUGUGUGUGUGUGUGUGUGUGUGUGUGUGUGUGUGUGUGUGUGUGUGUAAAAUAAGUCAAUUUAAUUGAUUGUGUAGAUUCUCCUGAACAAAUAUCAUAUCACGUCUGCAUCCCAAUGGCAGCCUAU
Molecule: messenger RNA, 3666 nt
Organism: Salmo salar (Atlantic salmon)
Lineage: Eukaryota; Metazoa; Chordata; Actinopteri; Salmoniformes; Salmonidae
Source: RefSeq, a predicted model, not a curated record